AUGUUUGGUCAUUUGGACAAAAAAUUUGAUAAUAUGGUCCUACUUCACGCUGAUGAGACUUUCAAUAAAUUUACAAAUAUCUUCAAGUAUAUAAGUAGGGAAAGCGACACGAAGGGGGGGGAAAUAGGCUCACCCACGAAAUGUGGCGAGCUCUUCAUCGAAAAGGGGCACCGGAGGGAGAAGCCGGGGAAGGCAGAGAAGGCGGAAAAGGCGGAGAGAGCGAAGAAGCCCACCUCUGAUAACCUGCCAUGGGAGAGCAACCUCCUCUGCAACGGCCGCUUAUGCGACCGCUUAUCCAACGACCGCCUAUGCGACCGCCUAUCCAACCGCCUCUGCAGCAACCCGCACACAGAUAAAGACGGCGCGCUGGGCCCCACAAAACGUGCAGCCUCCGUAAUUAUAAAUAACGAUGAUUUAUACGAAGAGUUGAAUAUCGCCCACGGGGGAGACAUCCCCAAUUACGAUUGUAUACACAUGGAGAGAAAAAAUAUUUUCAACAUUUUUGGAAAUUCGAUAUAUUCAAAUAUAUACAACAUAAGCAACUACAUGAAAUGCAAUCACAACUACAUCCACUCAUUAAUGAUCCAGAAAUGUAGCGAUAAAAUUAAUUACAUCAAAUAUUUUUUUUUCUUCAUUCCCUACGUAAUUAAUUUGUGUGUAAAUUUACUUAUAAAUUUUUAUAUCCUUUUCUCCGUGUAUUAUUACAACAAUGCCGUUCCUUUGGUCCCACCUUACGAGCUAGCCAAAAUGCACAUUUUAAAUUUGAGAAAUUAUAAAGGGAUAUACUACAUCCUGUUCAUAUUUUUGUUCAAUUUUUUUUUUUUCUUGUAUGCUCUCUUCCUUUCCAAAUUAAAUAUCAUUCAUGUCUUCCUUAAUCAGAUUUACAAAAAUUGCAAAUACGAGUCCAUUUACUACUGUGAGCAUGUCAUGAAUGAGAUUUACGAAAAUUGUAUUUUUUCUCACAUUGUACAGAUGGUACUGAACAGAAAGG
Molecule: messenger RNA, 991 nt
Organism: Plasmodium cynomolgi strain B
Lineage: Eukaryota; Apicomplexa; Aconoidasida; Haemosporida; Plasmodiidae
Exons: 1
Source: RefSeq, a predicted model, not a curated record